Capsicum annuum is the source of this 2073-nucleotide messenger RNA. Its product is annotated as zinc finger protein ZPR1. The transcript is spliced from 16 exons. Gene Ontology annotation, molecular function: zinc ion binding. The record is from RefSeq and is a predicted model, not a curated record. Gene Ontology annotation, cellular component: nucleus; cytoplasm. Lineage: Eukaryota; Viridiplantae; Streptophyta; Magnoliopsida; Solanales; Solanaceae. Bases 354 to 1871 code for a protein of 505 amino acids.
ACUAUUAUCAGCACACAAACUCGCCGCCGCCUGUGGGGAUCGAGAUCGAACCCACGACCACAUGGUUAAAAGCCACGCGCUCUACCACUGAGCUAAGACGGCUUUUGUUGAUGUCUUCUAUAAACAAACUAAAUGUCAGUAAAUUAAGUGCGUCAUCUAGUACUCUCUUCUAAAGACACGAUUCUUCUUCCGCGGUCCCUUGACCCAAAACUUCCAGAACUUAUAUAUUCCUUGUCCGCCACCAUUGCCAAAAACCAAAACCUCAACUUUGCGUAUUCUUCAAAAAUACAUAGAGCAGAAGAGAAGCUUUAUCGGGAAAUAGUCAAAAUACCCCCGUUGAUUAGUUAUUGAAAAUGGCGGCGCCGAAGGAGCAGAUAAUGGAUGUGAGGUCAGUGGUGGAAGCAGUUGCAGCAGUCGGAGACGAUCUUGAGAUUGAUACUCCACUUUAUGUCGUCGAAAGCCUAUGUAUGCGAUGUGGUGAAAAUGGUACAACAAGGUUGCUCUUAACACUGAUUCCGCAUUUUAGAAAGGUACUAUUGUCAGCGUUUGACUGUCCACAUUGUGGUGAAAGAAAUAAUGAAGUGGCGUUCGCUGGUGAAAUUCAGCCUCGAGGAUGUUGCUAUAGACUUCGUGUUCCGUCAGGUGAUCAAAAGAUGCUUGACAGAACAGUUGUGAAGUCUGAAAGUGCUACCAUCAAGAUACCUGAACUGGAUUUUGAGAUCCCCCCUGAGGCUCAGCGUGGAUCGUUGUCAUCGAUAGAAGGCAUACUGGUUCGAGCUGCCGAUGGUUUGGAGGCUCUUCAAGAUGAACGGAAGAAAGUGGAUCCCCAGGUGGCUGAAGCAAUAGAUCAGUUCUUGAUAAAACUGAGAGCAUGUGCUUCAGGAGAUUCAUUCUUUACUUUUAUUCUUGAUGAUCCUGCUGGUAACAGCUUCAUUGAGAACCCGUUAGCUCCAUCUCCUGAUCCCUCAUUGACAAUCACAUUCUAUGAGCGGACUCCUGAGCAACAGGCAGUUUUAGGGUAUCUUGCUGAUCCAUCACAGCUUGGAGGACAAAGUGAUGAGGCAUCAAAUGAGGGGAUAAAUAGUGUUCCUCAUCGACUGCUAAAGGAACCACAUGGAUCAGUUGGGGCAAGAGCAGGACGUCAGGCUAUUGCUCAGGGUAACAGUGCAGAAAUGACUGAAGUUCUUUUUCGAUAUUCUGCUCCUGAAGAGGUGAUGAUAUUUCCAUCAACUUGUGGAGCAUGCAUGGGGAAGUGUGACUGUAAAAUGUUUGUUACCAAUAUUCCGUACUUUCAAGAAGUAAUAGUUAUGGCAUCCGCUUGUGAUGCUUGUGGUUAUCGGAACUCUGAGCUGAAACCUGGUGGUCCUAUAUCUGAAAAGGGAAAGAAAAUUACACUUCAUGUGGAAAACAUUAAAGAUCUAAGCCGGGAUGUGAUUAAGUCAGAUAGUGCCGGAGUAGAAAUUCCCGAGCUUGAGUUAGAGCUUGCUAGUGGCACUUUGGGUGGAAUGGUGACAACAGUUGAGGGUUUAGUCACAAAGAUUAGCGAAAGUCUUGAGAGAGUACAUGGAUUCACAUUUGGCGACAGUCUUGAGGAAGACAGGAAGAAUAAGUGGUUGGAUUUCCGAGCAAGACUAGACAAGCUUUUGAGCUUGAAACAACCUUGGACAUUGAUCAUCAAUGAUGCACUUGCAAAUUCUUUUGUUGCACCUGCAACCGAUGAUAUCAAGGAGGACAAACAGUUGACAUUUGAAGAGUAUGUCAGAUCGUGGGAGCAAAAUGAGGAAUUGGGUCUUAAUGACAUGGACACCACCUCGGCCGAUGCUGCUUACAGCUCAGCAGAUGCUGCACCCCGCAAGAGUGCUGGUGAUUGAUGGUUUUGUGCUUAGCGGUAUUCGUUUAAAAUGUAAUGUUUGAGCUUUCCUUUUGUCCCAAUAUGGUUCUGUUUCUCCACUUUGAUUAGAUUUUGCGUGUCGUCUUUCUUUUAGCUCUAGAUGUAAAAAUUAUUCCCAAGCGAUGGGGUUUAUACAGCCUUUAUAUCAGUUUAAAUUUUAUAUAACUUCAAAAUUUAGUUCA